CAAAGAAAAUAAAUCAUUUUCAUCUUGACAGACAUAUCACAAAAAUGGCCGAAUCAAAGUUGAGUUGCUUCAAAGACGAAAGGUGGUCACUUCAUGGCAAGACAGCUCUAGUAACAGGAGGCACCAAAGGCAUAGGGCACGCUAUAGUAGAAGAGUUAGCAGAAUUUGGAGCAGCAGUGCAUGUAUGUGCACGUAAUCAACAAGAUAUUGAUAAAUGUGUAGAAGAAUGGAAAAACAAAGGAUUUCGCAUAACAGGAACCGCAUGUGAUGUACUAUCUCCUGAGCAACGUGAAAACUUAAUGAAAAAUGUUGCUUCAAUUUUUCAUGGAAAGCUCAACAUUCUGAUAAACAAUGUUGGAACAACUACACCUAAGAGUCUCAUAGAUUAUACUGCAGAAGAUGUAAAGAAAAUUAUGGGAACUAAUUUUGAGUCUAGUUACCACCUAUGUCAGUUAGCACAUCCACUUCUAAAAGCAUCUGGAAAUGGGAGUAUAGUAUUUAUAUCUUCCAUUGCAGGUGUCAAAGCCUUUCCUCAUAGUUCUGUCUAUUCAUCUUCUAAAGGAGCCAUGAAUCAAUUCACCAAAAGCGUAGCAUUGGAAUGGGCAAAGGAUAAUAUUCGUGCAAAUGCAGUGGCACCUGGACCUGUUAUUACCCCACUUCUAGAUUCAAUCACGAAAAGUGCUGAUGGAAUGGAUAAAUUUGUUGAGGCUAUGGUGUCUCAAACACCGGGUGGUCGCCUUGGAGAAAUAAAGGACAUAUCUCCACUUGUUGCUUUCCUUUGCCUUCCAGCAGCUUCACACAUCACUGGACAGAUUAUGGUUGUGGAUGGUGGUUACAUAAUUUAAAGUGUUAUAAAAUUAAAUAAAUAAAUGCUCAGAACUCAAAUUUAAUCUCCAUCAUCACCGAGAACACAUAUUCUCUUCUAAAUAUAUAUUCUAAGUCCAUAUUUAAGAUUUGGAUUCAAACUUUGGAUAACUUAUUUAAAUAAUAUAAGUCAUUA
Cajanus cajan (pigeon pea) is the source of this 1000-nucleotide messenger RNA. Its product is annotated as tropinone reductase homolog. Gene Ontology annotation, molecular function: oxidoreductase activity. The record is from RefSeq and is a predicted model, not a curated record. Lineage: Eukaryota; Viridiplantae; Streptophyta; Magnoliopsida; Fabales; Fabaceae.